Messenger RNA from Phaedon cochleariae (mustard beetle), 848 nucleotides. Lineage: Eukaryota; Metazoa; Arthropoda; Insecta; Coleoptera; Chrysomelidae. The record is from the annotation of a GenBank genome assembly.
AAAAUGACUGCCUGUUUAAAAUGUCAGAUGAAAUCAAAUCCUUUCAGAGCAUCGACAAAUUGAAAGUUGUAAGCGGAAUCGGCCCUGAAAAAACUUCCAGUCACAAAACAUUGUCCAAAAUAUCAGUGCACAAAUCACCGAAGCAUGUUCAGUCGGUUGCGUCGAUCGUAUGCAGAAUAUGUCAUACGAACACGGUUAAUGAAGCCCUUAUAUCACCCUGCAACUGCAAAGGAUCGCUGGCAUACGUCCAUUUAUCCUGUUUAGAGAGAUGGCUGAAUCAAUCUAGCAGAAGUUAUUGUGAAUUGUGCAUGUUCCGCUAUAGUUCGGUCCAGACCAAGAGGUACGGCUUGUGCAGAGGUAUUCGCUUGUGGAUGGGGCAUCCCAGGAAUAGGGGUCACGUGCGUUCCGACGCCAUAAUAGCUGUUUUAUUGACUCUGGUGACGUCAGGACUGCUCACGUGCAGCUUCCUCGGGAUGGAAUAUUUCGUUUCAGAAGGUGGGAAAUUGGGCAUCCAGAGGAAGUGGAUCAGAACGUCCGUUUCCAUGUUCAUUCUCGCUGUGGUUAUGGGAUAUGUUGUGACUAUAUAUCUGAUAAUCAGAGAUCAGGUGAUUCCUUGGCACAGAUGGUGGAUCAGCACUGUCGACAUACGUUUGGUACUGCCUUCGAGUGUGAAUUGCAAAUUCUUCAAGGGAAAUGAUAGUGUCAGUAGUCAAAUGUGAUACCUAUAAUUAAAUGCUUCUUCUCGUCGUGAAAUAUCGUUUUUGAUAAGAUGUUCGACUUUAUAUGUGUAUAUACCUAGGUAGAAAUGAGCCAAUAGAAAUGGGACAUUAUAUUUUUCAUAUAUUCCG